GGGAGUCCUCUUACUGUGAGACUUUACUCAGUGGUGUGUUGACUUUCUGCAGAACAUGCUAGCACACAGACAACAGAACAAACCUAAGUAAACACUGUGUUUAUAGUUAUUAGUUGAGCAUUUUCUCGCUUUGCACACACAUUUUAACACUGUGACCUUAGUGCACAUAAAAGCAAGACGUUUGUUGCCAGGUCCGGUCCUACCAAUUAGCAGAGAUAUUAAAGGUUAACGUCACUUUUUCAAGGAUGCAGGUGCAGAGAGUUGUUCUCAACUCACGUCCAGGUAAUAACGGAGCGCCAGUUCCUGAAAAUUUCCGUCUGGAGGAGACGACUUUGAACCCUGACCUGAAAGAUGGGGAGGUCCUUGUUCGGACGCUUUGCCUAUCAGUGGACCCUUACAUGCGAUGCAGAAUGAAUGAAGACACCGGUGCUGAUUAUUUGACCCCAUGGCAGCUGUCUGAGUGUGUGGAUGGUGGAGGUGUCGGCGUGGUCCAGUCCAGCCGCUUCGGUACUUGCAGUGAGGGUGACGUGGUCACUUCAUUCAAUUGGCCUUGGCAGACCUACGCUGUCAUGAAAGGAAGUGUCUUAACGAAGGUUAAUCCACAGUUGGUUGAUGGGCACUUGUCCUACUUGUUGGGUGCAGUUGGAAUAACAGGCCUCACUGCUCUGUUGGGCGUAAGGGAGAAGGGUAAUGUGACCAAACGGGCCAAUCAGACCAUGGUGGUGAGCGGUGCGGCUGGAGCCUGUGGCUCCAUAGCCGGACAGAUUGGCAGGCUGGAUGGUUGCGUGAGAGUGGUUGGGAUUUGCGGUUCUAAUGAGAAGUGCAAAGCUUUAGUGGAUGACUUCGGCUUUUCUGCAGCCAUCAACUACCGCAAGGAGGACGUCGCUACGAGGCUCAAGGAGCGCUGCCCUGAUGGGAUUGAUGUUUACUUUGACAACGUGGGAGGUGCCAUCAGUGAUACUGUAAUCGCACAGAUGAACAACGACAGCCACGUGAUCCUGUGUGGGCAGAUCUCACAGUACAACAAGGAUGUGCCGUAUCCUCCGCCCCUGAGCGAGGAGAUUCAGGAAACCCUGCGAAGGAAGAACAUCACCCGGGAGCGAUUUACAGUGCUUAACUACAUGAACAAAGCAGAAGCUGCCCUUUGUGAACUCAGCCAGCUAGUUAAAUCAGGCCAAAUCAAUGUGCUGGAAACUGUGGUGAACGGCAUCGAAAAUAUGGGAGAUGCAUUUUGCUCUAUGAUGAAAGGGGGAAACAUUGGCAAGCAAAUAAUAAAGAUAUCAGAGUGAAGAAAAUCACUGCAGCUGCUCUCACCCGACAAACGCCUUGGGAAAUUAACCUACAGUUGCCUUUUCUAUCACUGCCAUUAACACUAACUCAAUGAGCUCUAGUAAGAUAUUACAACUGAGAGCCAUGAAUGAAAAAUCACACAAUAAUCUUUUGAAAUUGUGUUCUUGAAAAUAAAAAAAAUUUAAAAUCUAAAUAGUGGGUGGAAGUUAGAUAAGUCUUGAAUUUUAAUACUUGUUGAUUUAGACUUUUGGAAAUUGAUGCAGCAGUUUAAUAAAUGUGGAGUACAACAUUGCA
Sebastes umbrosus (honeycomb rockfish) is the source of this 1584-nucleotide messenger RNA. RefSeq names its product prostaglandin reductase 2 (gene ptgr2). Gene Ontology annotation, biological process: prostaglandin metabolic process. Gene Ontology annotation, molecular function: 15-oxoprostaglandin 13-reductase [NAD(P)+] activity. The transcript is spliced from 8 exons. The record is from RefSeq and is a predicted model, not a curated record. Lineage: Eukaryota; Metazoa; Chordata; Actinopteri; Perciformes; Sebastidae. Bases 246 to 1289 code for a protein of 347 amino acids.